GAGCGGCGGAGCCCAUCGUCGCCAUGUUUAUCGGCACCUGUUUCGAUGUCAUCAAGACGGCUCCCGCCGACGUCGUGCUCGAGGAGAUGCAGACACCUUUGCUCUCCAUGGCGAUCCUGGCGCUGUCCGUCUUUUUCCUCGCCUUCCUGUGGCAGACGCUCCUGAUGCUCGCCGCAAGCCAGCAGGCUCUGCGCUGGCAGGUCCGGUACCUCAAAUCGUUGCUCUCUUUAGACAUCACCUGGUUCGACGAGAGUGAUGCGGCGGGCUUGUCUUCAAAGCCCCUGGGCGCAGAUCUGGCGCUCACCCGGCUUUGGGACUGUGUUUCAGUACAUUCAGUACCUAUCGUCUUGACGACAGAGACGAAUAUCACCGCAGUGGUCUGGGCGGCUUACCUGGGGGUGUUUCUUUUGUGCAUUUUGGCUUCCUGGCUUCACCGGCUUGGUUUCUUGGCUGGUUCGUGGCUUCUUGACAUCUUGGCUUCCUGGCUUCUCGGCUUUCUGGCUUUCCGGCUUCUUGGCUUCUCCCACUUCGUGGCUUCGGUUAGGUCCAGAGUCUAG
This is a messenger RNA of Symbiodinium necroappetens, 557 nucleotides long. The record is from the annotation of a GenBank genome assembly. Lineage: Eukaryota; Dinophyceae; Suessiales; Symbiodiniaceae.